This is a messenger RNA of Bombina bombina (fire-bellied toad), 2254 nucleotides long. It is a transcript of the gene DOLK, whose product is annotated as dolichol kinase. Gene Ontology annotation, biological process: dolichyl monophosphate biosynthetic process. The coding region runs from base 194 to 1759 and encodes 521 amino acids. The transcript has 2 exons. Gene Ontology annotation, molecular function: dolichol kinase activity. The record is from RefSeq and is a predicted model, not a curated record. Gene Ontology annotation, cellular component: endoplasmic reticulum membrane. NCBI's taxonomy places the organism in Eukaryota, Metazoa, Chordata, Amphibia, Anura, Bombinatoridae.
UUUCAUCCUGAUGAAAGAAUAAAGGGUAUGACUGCUGCAUAUAAAGUGCCUGAAAUUCUGAACCUUUCCUGCUGAUGUAAAAGUCACUAGAAAAACGGAAUAACGAUUGAAUGAGAGCUGGGAUCAUGCACAGGUCGUCAGCACAGAAUUAAUAACACAAUAGAAAGCCUCUGACCUUUAACCUCCUGGCGCCAUGGUGAAUAAGCUGGUAGUAGCAGAGACCCUUGUGGUAUUCGCCAUUGUCUUGUGCAUUCAUAACCUGGUCUGGGAUCGUUUCUCCUGGUGCGCUCUGGCCUUGGCAGUGCAGGCCUACUACGUCCAGCACAAAUGGGACCGCUUGUUGCAGUCUGGCGGAGCAGUGUUUCAGUACCGGUCAUCUGCAAACAGUGGGCUUCUUCCAGCCAGUAUGGUCAUCCCACUGUUGGGUAUUGUUAUGAGAGAGCGCUGCAAAGCAUCUGGGAAUGUGCACUUUGAACGCUAUGGGCUGGUUAUAUGUGCAACAGGGAUGGCUCUAGCAUCCUUCCUCUCUGUCAUCGCCUUGGGUAUCACAAAACCUUUUCCUAAAAACACCUGCAUUGUGUCAGGCGCUGCCGGCUGCGCCAUUCUCUACACCAUAAAGAACUCUUUAGCGGUGUCUGAAGUUAUUGAAGUUUUGGAAGUGCUCCUUAUCUUUGUUUAUCUCAGCAUGAUUAUCCUUUACUUGCUGCCUCGCUGUUUCACUCCAGGCGAAGCUCUGCUCAUCCUGGGUGGACUAAGUUUUGUUCUUAACCAGCUUAUAAAGCGCUCGCUCAGCUCUGCGAGCGGCAAGGGAGACCCUGCAGAUUACCUUCUUUUGGUGACACUGGUGGCUUUGGUGCUUCUAGGAAUCAUUUUCACUGCCCUCUUCUUUUUUAUGGACUCGUGCACCUGGACUUCCUCUGUAUUUUUUUAUAUGAUGACAGCCGUUCUGGGUUUGGGAGUUUUUGUUCCCUGGUUACAGCUUCUCAUCCAGAGACAUCCUCUCUUUUGGCUACUUGAGUUUUUAAUGCAGACUCAUACACGUCUUUAUCUCUUGAGCUUCUGGACACUUCUUGCCAUACUUGCCUGCUCAGUGGUUCUAUACCAAAACUCCAAGAGGACCACAGAAUCCAAGAAACUUCAAAUCUCUACAGUGACACGGAAGUACUUUCAUUUCCUCGCUGUGGCCACUUACAUUCCUGGGUUACUAUAUGACCGUCAGCUGCUGUUUGUGGCUGCUGUCAUUUGCCUGGCCGUCUUUGUCUUACUGGAAUACAUACGCUACUUUCGCAUCAAACCAUUAGGGCAGACCUUACGAAACUUGCUGACACUUUUCCUGGACGAACGGGACAGCGGUCCUCUUAUACUCACUCAUAUUUACCUUCUCCUAGGGAUGUCGCUGCCGGUGUGGCUAUUUCCGAGGGUCUGUGCUGCUUCUCUCUCGGGCCCUUCUACCUUGCUCCCCUAUGCAGGAGUGUUGGCGGUUGGAGUGGGUGACACCAUGGCGUCUGUAAUGGGCAGUGCUUUGGGAGAAAUCAAGUGGCCUGGUACAAAGAAAACAUUUGAAGGAACCAUGAUGUCUAUAUUUGCUCAGAUCAUUACUGUGGCUUUAAUCCUCAUCUUUGAUACCAACGUAAGCAUGAAUGGUGGUUACACCUGGAUUUUAGCGUCCAUCACGCUGGUGUCGUUCUUGGAAGCUUUCACUACACAAAUAGACAACCUGUUCCUGCCCCUUUACCUCCAUAUAAUGCUGAUGGUCUGAGAGGCUUUAGUAAAACAUUCUGUCUAUGAGGAAAAAAAUGGUACCGGCCGUAUGGAAUUAACAUAUUUUUUAUUUUCUUUAUUUAAUUUUUAGGGGUUAAUUUAUUGAAAUUGUGCUCCAUUGGCUCCGACAAAUUACACCAAUUUAAUAAGCAGUGUUUAAUAGAAAUACUUGUUUUCUACCGAUACAUCACAUAAAAGCAGGUGAAAGCAAUAAGGGUCUCCUCUAUAUUCAGCACUUGUUUUUAGAGCCAGAGCUAAGGGAAACUUUGGGACUCGUUAGACCCGUGCUGAUGUAAAAUCAUAUCCCUUGUUAUACGGAUAUGGAAGAAUCUCUGUAAAAGUAUUAUUCUUUUUAAUGCAGAAUGAAACAAUACUCAGGGCCGCUGCGCGUGUUCUGCUAGUAGUUGUUUUUUUUUGUUUAAACUAUUUCUCAUGUCAUUUUGCAUGUGUGUGAAGCACAGAGAUACAGAAUAAAAUCUAUAUUCAUUGAUUA